Ilex paraguariensis (yerba mate) is the source of this 393-nucleotide messenger RNA. Lineage: Eukaryota; Viridiplantae; Streptophyta; Magnoliopsida; Aquifoliales; Aquifoliaceae. The record is from the annotation of a GenBank genome assembly.
AUGGAGGCAAAGCCAUCAGAAAUCCAAACAUUUCGUCUCUUCUCUUCAUCAGAUGACAAAGCUCGUUCUGGAUUAGGGUUUCUCGAUUCCCCAGAAAAGCCUCUCCCUCUUCCACCACCUUGCCUUGAAGUAUUUCCCUCAGAGGUUUCAUCAUCUGUGAAAUACACUGUAGAGCCCGUGAGUUUAGAUGGGCUUAUUUUGCUCAAGGGACGAGUGAGUACUCAAGAGGUUUUUUCACUGUCCAACUCAGAUUUAGUUCCGGGAAAAUAUGAAGGUGGACUGAAACUGUGGGAAGGUUCACUAGAUUUAGUUAAAAGUCUUUGCUCAGAAGUCCAAGUUGGGCAAUUAUCAUUUACUGGAAAGCGAGUUUUAGAGGUGGGACUGUACAAUUGA